Molecule: messenger RNA, 1157 nt
Organism: Camellia sinensis
Lineage: Eukaryota; Viridiplantae; Streptophyta; Magnoliopsida; Ericales; Theaceae
Source: RefSeq, a predicted model, not a curated record
AUCAAGAUUUGCAUGCGGCUAGUAAGUGUUACGAUUUCAAUUAUAAAAUGUAUAUUUAUUUACAAUUAUUAAUUGUCUUCUUAUUUUUGAAGGAUAUUUUUUAAAUCCUCAAUUCCAAUAUGGUGUUAUCUCAUCCAAUGAAAUGAUAAGAGAAGUGAUGGAUGGACUUAAAAAAGUAAUUACCAGACUGGAGCCUAAUAUGGAUGCUCAAGUGAAAGCAACAAAUCAAGUACGUACCAAUUAUUUAAAUUUUAAUAGUAAUAAUCUACUUUUGCAAAUGUUACUUGUAAUGAUUGUCCAAAUUGUAGUUGUUGCUGUUUCGAGAUAAACAGGAAACUUUUGGUACUCCUUUAGUACAAAGAGCAUGGAAACAAUCAAAUCCAGUUGAGUGGUGGAUUAUUCAUGGCAGUUGUGCUCCUGAACUUCAAAAAAUAGCUGUGAAAGUAUUAAGUCAAACCACCACAUCAUCUCACUGUGAACGUAAUUGGAGUACUUUUAGUCUCAACCAUACGAAGACGAGGAAUAGAUUGAAAUAUAAGAAAAUUCAAAGAUUAGUUUUCAUCACCUACAACAUGAGAUUAAAAUUGAGACACGUUAAAAGAAGCAGCCAAGAGGAGAUUGAUAGGAGUUUUAAUCCUAUUAACUUGGAUUACAUAUUUGAAGAAGAUGAUCCAAUAAGUCCAUGGAUAGAAGAAAGGGAAAAUCUUUUACUAGAUGGUGUGGAUAAUUCUGAAUGGCUAGAUUUGGUCUCAGAUGAUGGUGGUGGUGGUGGCAAUGACAGCAAUGGCGAUGGCGGCAAUGGCAGCGAUGGAAACAAUGGUGGUGGCACCCAUAGAUAUCAAGCUCGACGCACUUCUCAAAGCUCAACUCCUGCUCCAACUCAAAGUGAUAAUAGUGGUGGUUUAACACCAUCUGAUGGAGGAGGUGAUGAUGGUGAUGGUGAAGGCACUUCUCACGGUGAUGGUGGUGGUGGUGGCGGUGACAAUGGUGGUGAUGGCGGUGAUGGUACUAGUUUUGGUGCAGGAAGUGAAAAUUUUAUUGGAGGAUUUGGAUUAUGUGAUGUUGGGGAACAUUAUGAUAUUGGAGAACCUGUUGCACCUUUACCCCAACUACCUAGGAGGUCAGAAAAUACCAUCGCAAAUGCUCUCAUUUUUUGA